AUGAGCGUAGCACAACCAACGAGCCAACACAUUCCACUAGACUACGUGAAGAGUUUAUUAGCCGCAAAUGGGUUACCCGAUUUAAGUGAUGAAAUGGUGACUUUAAUAUCUGAAGAAGCCGAGGGAGCUCUUACUGAGUUAUUUACUGAGUCUUCAAAGUUUAUGAGACAUUCCAGAAGAAAAGUACUGAGUAUCAACGACAUCAACUCAGCUUUAAAAGUCAAGAAAAUGGAACCGUAUUAUGGCUAUAACCCAGCAGUUCCAUUGUAUUACCAACGACUUCACUCGAAUCACGAAAUGUUUGUGAGACAAGAACAAACGAUUGACUUGUCGGAGUCUGUCCACUCGCAAUUCUUCCCUGACAUUCCAAGAGAUAUCAAUAUAGGAUGUCACUGGUUGACUGUUGAUGGAGUGCAGCCACAAAUUCCUCAAAAUCCGUCUGUAUUUGUAGCGGAGAAAGUGAAGAAAGAAGAGACGAUUGAAACGAAACCGAUCAUAAGACACUCUUUGAGUAAGGAACUUCAAAUGUACUAUGAUAUGGUAGUUGAGGUAUUGAAUACAACACAAAAGGAGAAGAUUAGUUCGUGUCUUGACUCAGUCAAGUCUGAUUCUGGACUCCAACAGUUGACUCCUUAUUUCAUUCGAUACAUCUCAAACCACGUGUUAACCAAUUUAAAUACGUUGGACAUCCUCUCGAAUAUGCUUGGACUUGUGAACGCACUCUCGGAGAAUCAGAACGUUAAUUUAGAGCCAUACUUGCAUCAAUUAUUCCCAGUGAUAUUAACUUUAGUCGUCACAAAGCAAAUAGGGACGGGAGCAAUGGAAGACCACUGGGAGAUCAGAACACGAGCAGCAAAAAUUGUCAAGAAGUUGAGCGAAAGGUAUUCCGACAAAUACGGAAGGUUGAACGCCAGACUCCUCCAAACAUAUCUGAAAGCAAUCACAGAAGCUACUAAACCUUUGACUACACAAUACGGUGGAAUAGUCGGAAUCACUGCGAUGGGUGAAAGGGCAGUAUUCCAUUUACUUGUCCCCGCAAUGAAAAGUCUGAAGGAACGAUAUGAAGGAAGUGAUGUUGAACAGAAAAUGUGUUCGAAAGCUCUCUUCGACGCAGGGUUCUUGCUUGCUAAGAAACUGAAAGAAAUCAUGGAAACAGACAAACAAGGAGAAUUAAAAGAAUUAAAUAAAGAACUCGUCGGAGAAGAAUUUAAUGUCGACGCGACUUUUAAGAUGCUCCACGAUAUCUUCGGAGACUUGAUUAUCCCAGCUGAUAUCACUCCAAAGAAUGUGGGCGAUGUGUUAAUUUAA
Entamoeba invadens IP1 is the source of this 1308-nucleotide messenger RNA. RefSeq names its product transcription initiation factor tfiid, putative. Gene Ontology annotation, cellular component: SLIK (SAGA-like) complex; transcription factor TFIID complex; SAGA complex. The record is from RefSeq and is a predicted model, not a curated record. Bases 1 to 1308 code for a protein of 435 amino acids. Gene Ontology annotation, biological process: transcription initiation at RNA polymerase II promoter; RNA polymerase II preinitiation complex assembly. The transcript has 2 exons. Gene Ontology annotation, molecular function: protein heterodimerization activity; RNA polymerase II general transcription initiation factor activity; transcription coactivator activity. NCBI's taxonomy places the organism in Eukaryota, Evosea, Mastigamoebida, Endamoebidae.